AUGCCUCGGCAGGGCCGCAGGCGGAAGAAGACCCGCACCGACAAGGAGGCAGAUGUCGGGGAGCGAGAGAAAAAGCUGACGCCGCGCUGCUUCGUGAUCAAGCGCGGCGAUGUGGGCGACCGCAUCAAAGACUUGGUUCAAGACUUCCGGAUGGUGAUGAUGCCGAACUCUGCCAAGGCGCUCAAGGAGUCGAAGACCAACCGGGUCGAGGACUUCAUCGCUGUCGCGGGCCAUUUCAACGUCUCGCACCUGAUCAUGUUCACUGCCACCAAAGCUGCAACGUACAUGAAGCUGGCAAGGCUUCCGCAGGGCCCAACCCUGACCUUUCGGGUGGACAGCUUCACCCUGGCGCGGGAGGUGAAGGCCUCCCAGAAGAGGCCCAAAGGCUCUGCGAGGGACUUCAGCACUGCUCCGCUACAGGUGCUCAAUGGCCUGGGAGGUCCGAAGGAUGCCCCAGACGGCGCAGGCGGCGGGAAGACGACGAAGAUGGCGGAGAGGAAGCUCAUUGCAGAGAUGCUGCGAGGGGCCUUCCCCGCCAUCGAUGUUCCGACGUUCAACCAGGCCGAGUGCCGCAGAGCUGCGCUGUUCCACUACGAUCGUGAAAGCGAUGCUCUGCUCUUCCGGCACUUUGUAGUCAGCCGGAAGCAAGCCGGCCUCGAACGAGGCGUGAGCAAGUUGACAAAGUUCAACCGGCUGCCCAACUUGGGCAAGAAGGGCGACAUCGCGGACUUCGUGCUGGGUGGGGGCGGGGCCGCGUCGGAGUCCGAGCUGGACGAGGGUGAGGAGGUACCCACCACCUCGGGCAACCGCAUCGCCGUGCGCCUGGCUGAAGCUGGCCCACGCAUGAAGCUGUUGCUGAUCAAGGCGGAGGAAGGGGUUUGCACCGGGGGUGUAAUGUACCACCGCUUCCUGACGAAGACGCCGUCGCAGCAGCAAGUGCUCCAGGAGCGAGCCCGGCAGCGGCAAAAGCUGAAAGAGCGGAAUGCGAAGCUGGAAGCCAAAGCGAAGGCAGCAAAGAGCAAGAAGCGGAAGCGGAACUCGAAGGAGAAUGAGGAGGACGACGAUGAGCCGCCUGCGCAGUAUGAUGACUUUGACAACGACUGA
Symbiodinium natans is the source of this 1104-nucleotide messenger RNA. The record is from the annotation of a GenBank genome assembly. NCBI's taxonomy places the organism in Eukaryota, Dinophyceae, Suessiales, Symbiodiniaceae.